ACUCGGGGUGGUCCGCGUGUGCGUUCGAUCUCCGCCGAAUUGUAUCCCGCGUCGUCGCAACGGCGAUCUCUCUCGCUCUCUCUAAUCGCCGGGCGAUCGGGCGACCCGCGUGUCGGCGGCCAUAAGCGCGUUGAGAAGCCGCCCGCUCGCCUCUCUCGCGCGGACUCCCGCGGAAUUACUUCGGCGCCGCGCGGUGGCGAGUCGCUCUCCCGUCCCGCUUGAGAUUCGAAUUCCCCGCGCUCGGGCGCGCGCGCGAUCCCCCGCGAUCGCGAAACCCGCCGCGGAGUGUGCAAAGUGCAAACGGAGUGCGGCCGAGUGGCGAUCCAGCGAUGCGUCUUCCUGGGAUGACGAGGAUGCCGCCGCGGAAGGUGGAGGACCAGCCGAUCGUCGAUCAUAAGGCGCCGCGCCGUGGACGUCGCUAAGGAGCUCCACUCUCGCCACGACGUCCGGUCCGCCCAGUCCCGAUAUACACUAUGGAGGUGCGAGCGGAAAGACCGCGGACCGCCGGUCGAAUAGCACCAACAGGAAGAGUAACACCGACGGUGCAUCAAACCGGUGGAGGCCGAAGAAAAGCUAUACCGGUCCCACCACCCAGAGUGCCGACUCCUAUGCCUAUCGCGAAUAAUAAUCAACAAAGGAACAAUGCCAACGUCGUCGUCCCGCCCACCGUAUCGGUCGCGUCGAAGAAAGAGCCGCAAGAGAACAUCGCCCGGAUAGCGAAACGGUACCUCGACGAUAACAUGCAGCAGGCGUGGAUCAAUCCUCGUCUAAUAUCGAUGAUAAAUAUGGAAGCGGUGACCUCGACCGAUUACGACUCUACAAAUCUCAGCAGGAAUUUUAAUCAGGUCGGUUUCAAUACCUAUAAUUACUCGCAAUUUGAAGAGAAGUAUAAACCGCGGCACUUUUUCAAAUAUGGCGACGAGUAUCUCGAGUACGGACAUAAGCUCGGCGCUAACGAUAGAUUCGCGCGAAUGAAGCAUCAGGAUGGCUCGAGACUCGAUCAGCGAUACGCGCGUAGCCAUUCUCAGCCGGAGCGGCAGCAUCACUCGUCCCAGGAGACACGUUCCAAGUCUCAGGAUUCCCGCGAGCUCACGUUCUAUCAGAUAGACCCGCCCGUGAAAUCGGAAAAUCCACGGCAACACGACAAGUCGCACCAGAAGUCGCUGAAGAAGGAGCUGAUCUUCUACGAGAUCGACGGACUCGCGUCCGGUCAGGAGAGGAGGGAUAAGCCCGAGGCGUGCAAGGAUAAGGGCAUCAAGACCCACGACAAGUCCCACGCCGAUGGUCAGGAGAGGCCGCAAGCUGCGAGGCACGUCGGCAGGCAGAGUCAUCAGGAGCAGCAGAAGACGCUGGCGAACGCGCCGACGACCGACUGCCAUCAGCUGAACCGAUCGCAGUCGGAUCUCACGGAGUGUCAACUGCCGAAUUACUACGGGUACCGGAAUAAUCCGUACAUCGAUCCGCCCAAGUAUCGACAGUUCGACAGGCCGCCGCGCUACCAGGAGACCCCGUUGAAAUCGGAACCGCCGCCCAAGUAUCACGUCGAUCCGCCCAAGUACGCCGAGGUGCCCAGACGGCAGGACGACUUUAAGAGGAUCCAGGAGGAGAGAGGCAGACGACAAGGUGGCGGCGGCGGCGGCGGCGGCGGGGGCGGGGGUGGCGGCGUCAGCGGUGGUGGCGGUGGCGGUAAUUCCAGCGCAGGAAGGGGGAACACCGGCACUCAUGGCGCCGAGACGCCCUCUAAUCUGGCCAGUAUCACGCCGACCGCGCGAGAAGUAACACGCGCCGCGGUCGCACGACAACGGCCCUCCCACAAGGCGUGCGACGUGCGCGGCAACGGCAACAACAACAACAAUAACAACAACAGCAAGGAGAACCUGUUGCAGGAGACCGGCGUCGACUGCGAUUCCCGGUGUCACGUGGAGCCGCCGAAGGGUCAUCAUCAUCAUCAUCAUCACCAUCAUCAGCAGCAUCAUCAGAUCCGCGGAAUCGGUGGUGGCAACGUUACUAGUGGUAUCGUCGGUAAUGUCCUCCCAAACACUUGUAGCGGCUCGUACGGCGACGUAACAACGCCGUCCGACAAGUACAAGGGCACCGGGUCGGAGUCGAGUCGGGGCGGCAGCGGCGACGCGGUUCAAGGUCGCCCGAGCGAGAGAUCCAUGCUGAAGAUCGAGAAGCUCUCGGGGAAGGCCGCUCUGCACGGCGGCGGCGGCGGCGGUGGCGGCGGCAGCGGCGGGGGCGAAACGGCGGUCAGCAAGUGCGGCGCGGAGAGAAUGAAAUCGACCCCCGCGCAGGAGGUCGGCUACAGCAAGCACGAGCUCGGCAAGACCAAGAGCCACGACACCGGGCACGGUUACAAGGUCGAGAAUCUGCGCUACUACGGCGAGCUGAAGGGCUACUCCGACUUGAAGGCUUACGGUACCGUGGACAAGCAGCCGGUGUCCGCGCUGGUGUCCGCGCACGAGAAGUCGCAUCUCGUUCACGCGCCCACCUCGUGCGAGAAGGGCGACAAGUGUCACGGCAAGGCGCCGUCCUCGUCCGCGGCGCAGGCCUACAGCCUGGCCAAGAUCGGUCAGCAGCAGCAGCAGCAGCAGCAGGCGGAGAAGGGUCAUCACGGCGGCGACCACUACUACCACAGAUCGUCGCACUCGAAGCCGAACGUGUACCAGGUGUACCAGGAGACCAAGUACUCGUACAACGUGAGCGGGGUGCCUGGGACGCCGGCGCAGGCCAGCGCAGCCGCGGCCUUCUUCGCAAGGUCAGUGUUCGUUCAAUCUAAGCGAGUACGAUAGCACGUCACGAUA
Messenger RNA from Vollenhovia emeryi, 2804 nucleotides. RefSeq lists its product as uncharacterized. NCBI's taxonomy places the organism in Eukaryota, Metazoa, Arthropoda, Insecta, Hymenoptera, Formicidae. The record is from RefSeq and is a predicted model, not a curated record. The coding region runs from base 474 to 2792 and encodes 772 amino acids. The transcript is spliced from 5 exons.